Messenger RNA from Colletotrichum lupini, 642 nucleotides. RefSeq lists its product as uncharacterized. The transcript is spliced from 5 exons. Bases 1 to 642 code for a protein of 213 amino acids. Lineage: Eukaryota; Fungi; Ascomycota; Sordariomycetes; Glomerellales; Glomerellaceae. The record is from RefSeq and is a predicted model, not a curated record.
AUGGACCAUGUCACCCUCCGUCCCGUGCUUCGGGUCUUCGGCGUUAGGGGUCCCAGUCGGCGAGUCCGGAGAGCCACCGCGAUUGCAAUACAUUUCACAACAGUCGUCUUCAUCAACAACGUCAUUCUGAAGCUCCGUGAGGCUUCAAGUACCUCCGCAAUCGGUCUCGUCAUCUUCUACGGUUCACCUCCGCUGCGCCCUCGGCUACACUCGCAUCUUGACUUGAGAUUAUCCCCAGGCACAAAACUUACACGCAAAUCAGCCCCGGGUCACUUUGGUUUUGAAAACCUUCAGAUCACAUCAUUCUGUAGACUGGCCGUACUCUACCCAGCAGCCAAGACGGCAGACACGGCUCCACGGCAGCAAGGUUCGCCCGUUCGUCGCCGACUCAUGAGAAGCAUGAGCCCAGUUCUUGGAAAGAUGCCCGAGCCUCACUCGCGGCGCGCUGGAGUUUGGAGCAGGGAUGGGACUCUAAAGUCUGAACCCGCGCCACAGUCCACAUCGGCAUCUCGGAGACUUCGCCCACAUUCCCGAACGCGAGACGGCGAGAGCCCACUGCCGUGGCGGAACCACGACCGCUCCGCCGCAUGUUCGCUUCCGCCAAGCCACUCUUCCCGUGUCACCCGGCCCGACGUGGAUUGA